ACUUCCGGGGUGACGCCCCGCUAUGCUGUGGAGUCGGUGGCCCGAAGGCGACACCAUUCCCCCGGCUGGGGCCCGGCCCUUUAAACUUUGUUUUUUAAACUUCGGGGGUGUGGUCGCGGCUCCUCCUCUGUCUGCGGCCCGGCCCCUCCCUCCCUCCCUCCGCCCCGCCUUCCAGAUGCUUUGGAGUCAUGAGCCGGGAGGGCUCGGGGACCCGGCGGGUGGCCGAGGUGAUCAAAGAUCGCCUUUGUUUUGCCAUUCUCUGCAGCAGACCAAAGAGUUCAUCAAAUGUACAUUAUUUCACCAUAGAUAAUGAACUUGAAUAUGAGAACUUCUACGCAGAUUUUGGACCACUCAAUCUGGCAAUGCUUUACAGAUAUUGUUGCAAGAUAAAUAAGAAAUUAAAGUCCAUUACAAUGAUAAGGAAGAAAAUUGUUCAUUUUACUGGCUCUGAUCAGAAAAAACAAGCAAAUGCUGCUUUCCUUAUUGGAUGCUACAUGGUUAUAUAUUUGGGGAAAACUCCAGAAGAAGCAUAUUCAAUAUUAAUGCUCGGCGAUAUAUCCUACAUUCCUUUCAGAGACGCUGCCUAUGGGAGCUGCAAUUUCUUCAUUACCCUUCUGGACUGUUUCCACGCGGUGAAGAAGGCAAUGCAGUAUGGCUUCUUUAAUUUCAACUCAUUCAGACUUGAUGAAUACGAACACUAUGAAAAAGCAGAAAAUGGAGAUUUAAAUUGGAUAAUACCAGGCCGAUUCAUUGCCUUCUGUGGACCUUAUUCAAAAACCAGACUUGAAAAUGGUUACUACCAGCAUUCUCCUGAGGCUUACAUUCCCUAUUUUAAGAAUCACAACGUUACUACCAUUAUCCGUCUGAAUAAAAGGAUGUAUAAUGCCAAACAAUUUACGAAUGCUGGUUUCGAUCACUAUGAUCUUUUCUUUGCGGAUGGCAGCACCCCUACUGAUGCGAUCGUCAAAGAAUUUCUGGAUAUAUGUGAAAGUGCCGAGGGCGCCAUUGCAGUGCAUUGUAAAGCUGGCCUUGGACGAACGGGCACCCUGAUAGCCUGCUACAUCAUGAAGCAUUACAGGAUGACCGCGGCCGAGGCCAUCGCCUGGAUCAGGAUCUGCAGGCCUGGCUCCGUGAUUGGGCCUCAGCAGCAGUUCUUGGUGACGAAACAGUCAAACCUCUGGUUGGAAGGAGACUAUUUCCGUCAAAAGUUAAGGGUUCAGGAGAACGGCAAACACAGAGCAGCUGUCUCAAAGCUCCUCUUGGCUGUGGACGACAUUUCACUCCAUGGGGACAAGCAUCACGACAAGCAAGAACCUGAGCUGUACAGCGACGACGACGAAGGCUACGGCGUGACGCAAGGAGAUAGACUCCGGGCCCUGAAAAGCAGAAGACGGCAAAAAACGAGCGCGGUGCCCCUCACAGUAAUUCUUCAGUCCAGUGUUCAGAGCUGUAACACAUCUGAACCUAGCAUUUCUGGCAGUGCAGGCAUUGCUAAGAGAACCACCAGAUCUGCUUCAAGGAAAAGCAGUUUUAAAAGCCUGGUUCCUCAGAGGGAAAGAAGGAAAAGGAGUGCUUUGCAGCAAAUGCCCCUAAUGGCAUUAUGGUACUCUCAUUGCUCCGCUGCCUCUGCCCCACCCCCCUCUUAUUGUGUUUUUAUUGUUUUGUUUUUCUUUUUAUUUUUUGCAGAACUGAACCCUUUUCUGCUUUGCCUUUCUCUCCUGUUUGUCUUUAUGGUUGGUAUUGUACUGUCUUCCAAAGUAUUUGUCAUUAAAGAAUUAUACAAAGUGUGUACUUUUUAGCAUGUCAGUAUUUUUUAUUAUGUUGCCUUCCUUGUCUUCAAUAACUGCCUGUGCCACAUUUGAGAACCUUCAUGGUAAAGUCCUUUUCUUUCUCCCCUAGUCCCCCCAUUUCGAGGACUAAGACAGUGUUGCGUUAAGUAGAAACCUGUGACCAGAACUGAAGGAAGACUGGGAAUAGAACCACAUCAGGACUCAGCACAAUUUAUUUGGAAACUAAACAAAAUUGCAAAAGCCUUAGCUGCUUUCCACCUAAGAAGCUUGUUCAGUGAAGAAACUGUCCCCUGGAGUUUAAAUAGCUGCACGGGCUCGGGGACGAGGGGGACUGGAAGACAGUCGGCUCGCCGUUUGUAGACGCGCCCACGUGGAGCAGCUGCUGCACACUUAGUCUCAGGUGUAAACACCAGGGCCCGCGCGGCGGGAGCUGGCGCUCUGGUGCGUGUGUCCCUGUGGUGGCCGCGCUCGCUGCUGGCCUCGGAGGACAGGUCUGACGGAGGCCUUUCACCUAUUUAUUUUCUGUUCGCCCUGCGCCCGAAUGUACAGAGAUGGAACAGGCCCUGCGGAAACGGUCCUCAGUGGUCGAUUCUGUUUGGUGUCACCCUCUUCACUGUAACGCUUGUGACACUGUGUGACGUUACCUGCUAAGCCCCGAGCUGCUCGCGUUCCACCAAAGAGUGCUUUAUCCCGGAGACCGUGUGAGCUCUGCGUGCGGACACGGCGCUGUGACCUCACACCUGCGGGCGCCUGGGCAGUAGCUACAGACUCAGGAGGGGAAGCUGGCCCUGGUGGGCAGGCGUGGAGUCAUGCCUUUGAUGUUAUUUGGGGAAGGAAGAAAUCCAAGACUGCCCACUAUUUGGUUGCCGAGUCAUACAAAUUAAAAUUGUAUUUCCUUCAGCGCAUGAAAAACCCACACUUUCAGUGUUUCUCCUUGGAAACAGUGAUCCCAAAUACUGGGCGCUUAAAGCAGCUUCCUGCUGUACUAGGGCCUUUCUCUGUAGCAUGAUGGAUUUCAGCGACAGUAUUCGCAUCUGGAUUUCAGUUUGUACUAAGACCCUCACUGUGGCCUUCGGUUAGGGAAUCAGCUCUGCAGAGUGCCUUCUCUCCUCCCCCUGCAGCAGCACAGCAGAGUCUGAUGCAAAGCAAUCACACAAAAAAAAAAGUUUAUUUGCUGCUAAAA
Molecule: messenger RNA, 2973 nt
Organism: Myotis brandtii (Brandt's bat)
Lineage: Eukaryota; Metazoa; Chordata; Mammalia; Chiroptera; Vespertilionidae
Gene: CDC14B
Product: cell division cycle 14B
Exons: 14
Coding region: 189-1799 (536 amino acids)
Biological process (GO): protein dephosphorylation; microtubule cytoskeleton organization; cilium assembly
Cellular component (GO): centrosome; spindle pole; nucleolus
Molecular function (GO): protein serine/threonine phosphatase activity; protein tyrosine/serine/threonine phosphatase activity
Source: RefSeq, a predicted model, not a curated record